This is a messenger RNA of Egretta garzetta (little egret), 1942 nucleotides long. RefSeq names its product tektin 3 (gene TEKT3). Gene Ontology annotation, biological process: cilium assembly; cilium movement involved in cell motility. Gene Ontology annotation, cellular component: sperm flagellum; nucleus; microtubule cytoskeleton. The coding region runs from base 383 to 1855 and encodes 490 amino acids. NCBI's taxonomy places the organism in Eukaryota, Metazoa, Chordata, Aves, Pelecaniformes, Ardeidae. The transcript is spliced from 8 exons. The record is from RefSeq and is a predicted model, not a curated record.
CCCUGACCAGGGGUGAUCGCCCCCGGAGCAUCCAAGCCCCUUGAGGUGGCUCGGAGCUGCCGGCAGCCGCUUGGAUGAGGGACCAGAGCGGCUCACCCAGCUCCUUGGGUUGAUAGAGCUGAUCCUUAGAGACCUGCCGGCUGCGCUGCAGCGGAUGGGCAUUGGAGUCCUCCACCUUGCUGCCAUCGGAGCCCAUCGUGCAGCCAGUGCAGCCUGGAGCACCCGUGAGGCUGCAGCCUGAAGCAAGGAGAAGCUGCCCCAGCCAUGCUCGGUGCGUCCUGGCAGAGAGGAGCAAAGGCAACCCGUGGAAAAAAUGAGGUUGGGCGGCGUGACCUACCGAAGUCUCUUCCACCGACACGUACCUGAAUAGCAGCGGUCAAGAAUGGAGCUGGUUGGCUCUCCUUUAACGGCAACACAUGCCCAUCCAACAUCAACACCUACCAGGUUUCUGCCUGCCAUCAGCACCAUGGCCUCAAGCUAUAAGAACCGUUUUCCUUACUACCCCUUGCCUCAGAGCUUCAGCCUCCCCUGGAUGCCCAGCACCUACUACAGAACAGCUGCCAUCAACCCAACUUUGGCUCCCUUUUCCAAAAGCUCGCAGGGGUUAAGCCCCAGCAAGACGCUUCCUUUUAUUUCCAACAGAACAACGCUCUUCACCCGGUACACCCCUGAUGACUGGCACAGGUUCAACCAGACCAACUACAAAGAGUCGGAGACUUCCCGGCACAAUGCAGAGCGUCUGAGAGUCGAUAACUCCCGCAUGAUUCAGGAUAAAUAUCAGCAGACAAAGAAAACACAAGUAGAAAGCACCAAAAACCUGGGAGAACGUGUCAAUGACAUUGAAUUUUGGAAAUCAGAGCUCUGCCAUGAGCUGGAUGAGAUGAUCGGGGAGACCAACGCACUCACGGACAUGAAGAAACGACUGGAACGAGCCUUGGCUGAGACAGAGGCCCCUCUCCAGGUCGCUCUGGAGUGCUUGCUCCACCGGGAGAAGAGGAUGGGCAUCGACCUGGUCCAUGACGAUGUGGAGAAGCAGCUCUUUGCAGAAGUCGACGUCAUCAGGUCAUGUCAGGAGAGGAUGCAGCGGUAUCUGGAUAAGGCGAAAGCCCAGCUCACGACCAACAGGGCGGCCCAGCAUGAACUGGAGAGGGACCUCGCCAACAAGCAGGCGGCCCACCGCAUCGACGACAAAUGCCACCACCUGAGAAACACCUCUGACGGCAUCAGCUACUACCGAGGGGUGGAACGGGUCGAUGCCACGAUCUCGGUGCCAGAGUCGUGGGCCAAGUUCACGGAUGACAACAUCCUCCGCUCCCAGAGCGAACGGGCAGCCUCCGCCAAGCUGCGGGACAGCAUCGAAAACCUGCUGGUGGUGACGGCCAACGAGAUGUGGCACCAGUUCAACCAGGUGAACGUCGCCUUCACCAACCGCAUUGCUGAGACAACCGACGCCAAGAGCAAGAUCCAGACCCACCUGGCCAAGACGCUGCAGGAAAUCUUCCAGAUUGAGAUGAACAUAGAAGCCCUCCGAAAAGCCAUUAGGGACAAAGGGCCUCCCUUAAAAGUGGCUCAGACCCGGCUGGACGAGCGCACACGGAGACCAAACAUGGAGCUGUGCCGGGACACUGCCCAGCUCCGCCUUGUCAAUGAGGUCUACGAAAUCGAUGAGACAAUCCAGAGCCUUCAGCAGCGACUGAGGGAUGCUGAGGAAACGCUGCAAGUGCUGGUUCGUGCCAAGUCGGUCUUGGAGCAUGACCUGUCUGUCAAAGCCAACUCGCUCUUCAUCGACCAGGAGAAGUGCAUGGGGAUGCGCAAGACCUUCCCCAGCACUGCGCGGCUGGUGGGUUAUGUUUAGGCUGGGCUCAGUCCAACUUAUGGUGCCUCUCGCGGGAGGUAUUCCCAGAUUUGCUAAGAUGCUUUGAAAAGACAUGAUUUGACUUUC